This is a messenger RNA of Porites lobata, 5805 nucleotides long. The record is from the annotation of a GenBank genome assembly. Lineage: Eukaryota; Metazoa; Cnidaria; Anthozoa; Scleractinia; Poritidae.
CCCCCGCCCACCCCAUCUCAUGAUAGUCGAGAUCCUUCGAUUUCGAGGUCCAAACAGCAAUAUUCUUCAUCAGGGCGGUAAGACAAAGAUUAUGUGUUUGCUAUGUUUCCUGCUUCUUCCCAAAAUGUUUAGCGAAAAUGAAAAAUAAGCCCUUUCUGAGAAAGUGCCUUCUGACUUAGAGGGUAAAAGUCAAUCUAACCUAGUUUAGAAAAUGUACUUCUGUCCUCAAUAGCACUUUCAGUUUUUUCUGGCUCAUCAAAGAAAUUUUGGUUUUCACGUUUCAGCCUUUUUGAAAAAAUGACCUUCCUUUAUUAUCGCAAUUUGUGCAGAGAGCUUAUGAUUUUGUUCACAGCUAGCCUGAAUUUCAGCCGUAUCUCGGGAGUUUGCGACUAGAUGAGAAUUUGAGGUCAUUCAGGAGCUCCUUACUUAAGUACUAGUCCACGGCAAUAGCAGUUGAUAAUAUUUAAGGUAAAUUUACCCUGCUAGCAGUGUCGAUUCGAUUUUUCCUAGGUUAGAAAGAUCGAAGGAGACUCGCAUAGGCGUACGGGCCGGGGGGGGGGCGAGGGGGGCUGCAGCCCCCCCAAAUUUUGGGCAGCUCAGAGUUUUUGGGCAGCGAGAGAAAAUUUGGACAAAGCCAGUUUUUAAAGACGUCUCCAUGUUUAUUUAAUUAUUUUAAAGACCUGAAUAUUAACCUGAAGUCGGCGUAAUAAUCCAGUUACAUUACAGUGGUUGCUUAGCAUGUGAUGAGUAAUUUACAUAUUUACAUUUUUUUUUGUUGUUGGGCACCAUACUGCACUGCACUAACUGGAAAGGGCUAUUUCCAGUUGAGAAUUAAUUAAAAUAAACUUUCGCAUAACUUCCUAGAAUCAUCUCCACUCGAAGAACAGUGUAUGGCAGAUAGCAUUUAGCAAUGGAUAUGGAAACCCGAGUUUGACUGGAAACGCUUGCUACGCAGGCUACAAUGGGUAUGAAAAUGAAGAAGUGGCUAACUAGUUCUCAGUUUGAAUUAGGAGAAGAAUCUUAAUUCUUUUAAAUAAUCUAUCGAGCGGUUUAAAAUUAUUCGCUAAUUUGUUAAAGUAGACCGAAAUGUUUACAAAACCGCUAACAAGAGUGUCUCGAUACAUACUAGUCAAAUCUUUCUUUCGAUUCCAGCAAUCAAGCAGAGCUAUCUCCACGAUCUUUGACACAUGUUUUUAAAAAGAUUAAAGUACUAUGAGAUGAAAUUGCAGGUCAAAAGCGCUUCGUUUUCUACAGAUAACGGCCAAAAAUCAAGAUUUUCCUUUUCUUACCGUAUUUCUAAUAAUAAAAACUUCAUUGCAAAAUAUCUCGAUAACGCUCUCUUAAGGUUUUUCUUUAAACUUCGCGAACAUCGAGGCGACCGUAUGGGAGAAAAAAGCUUCCUGUGAACGAUUUUGUAAGGUUCCCGUGCCGAGAAUCAUUGCUGAAGUAAAUAGGUAAUGGAGUCAUUUCGUUGCUAUGACAACUCCGAUGUCAUUGCAACCCUGAUGAUGACAAAUUUUCAUCUUAAUACAACUGUGGUCGCAAUUUUUCCAAAUGUUUGUUUAUGGCGACGUAGUUUAUGCUUAGACUUGGUAUUGACCCUGAAAAACUGUAUCGAGCCACCUUCAUAUGCCAGGACGGCCUAGUUGUUGGAAUAUGGCCCUCAUUUCUUUUCGGCUCUUUCGUAAAAAUUUGGGCAACUUGCGAGAUUUUUUUGGGCAAAUGGUUUACCGUAUGCAGCCGUUUUUGUUUCAAUUUUCAUGCAACGCGAAGACAAAAAAAGGAGCUGAAUAGGAGACUACUCCUCCUGUUCCCUUCAAAUAUGGUUACUCCUUCACCAAACCAAAACGAACCCAUUACAUUGGUAUGGAAUUAAAAAAAAAUUGAACAAGUGUAAAAUAUGAGAAGCCCAUAACCCUUAUAAUAAAAGCUGACCACAGUUUUGUCCAUUUAAGGUUCCUAAAAUUUGUUUCGACCACUGGUAAAAUUCAUCUUCAAAAUUAGAGGUGGUCCACAGGGGUAGUCCAUGGACUAGGUCCACAGGGAUGGUCCAUGGACCGGAGUCCAUAUUUUUUAUAUGUCCUUAAAUAAAGCAGCAUUUUGCAUUUCUCGGCCUUUUGCAUUUUUCGAGUUCUUCGGCCUCAGUGGAUAACACCCUCUGAGAUCUGCAUAAUUAUUCAUAUCCUAGGAAAUCUGAAUUCAAUAAUUGCUUUAUUUAUUCAUUCAAAAUAUUUCCUAGUUUAAAAACAAGCAUCCAGCUUCUAUGCUAAGUUCAUCUUGAUAGUGCAUGUUUAUCAGGAAGUUUAGAAGAUAAAGCGCUGUUCAGGUCUGCAAAUAUACUCCAAAUAGCAGAUGUCGUCCGUUGAGUUGCUAUUCUUGCUAUGUUUUCAGACAAUAGUUUGCCAUGAAACGAUUAAAAUGUUCUGCCGACUGUUCCGCCCUUUUGUUCUCACUACCAAAACAACUCAACCUUGUCCCCAGGUCUUCUCGGUUUACGGUUCAAUAAUCUGCAAAUUUGCUGCACUUUUGACGUCAUCAGUUCAAUAUGGCAAAAUUCUUCCAAAUUUGGUCAACAGUUGCUGGUUAUGAUGAAUUAUGCGUGUGAUGUUAGCCAAUCAUAAACGUAGAAUAUUUUGAACGAAUAAUAUGUGCUGUUAAUGUCCUCUGAGGAGUUAAACAAUUUUUUUUUAUCCUGUGUGUUUCGGGUAUUGGAAGAAAACAGACACACUUCCAAUGAAACUGUCACCCUUUUAUUAUUUAUUAAUGAGGAUUGCAAUUUAUGUCGCACAUGUAGAGAUAGUUCAGUGGGUUUUUUUAUCUCAAGUUGGGCAAGAAAAAACAGGACAACCAAGGGCGCCCAAUUCUAUCUUUCACCCAUACUACUUUCAAGCACCUGCUGAUAUGUACAUUUACUCAGGUGCUAGUGACAUGCGUAAGUGUUGUUUUUAAAAGCUGAAAGUUGCCGUAAGUCUCAAAUGGCCAGUGAGUAUAAAAUGGGAGAAAGCAUGCAUGCUACUUGAAAUUUUAGUAUAAUAUAAUGUCAAAGAACAUUUAAGAAGGUCUUAAAGUAUUUUUUAAUGCGGUUGUGAGUUUAGGAUUAGCGCGGCCACCUCGGCUCAUGGAAGACUUCUUUUAGACGAAGAAUGUGUAAGAACUUGCAAAUCCUCACCAUUAAAGUUAUUACCCAGCUCUCUUGCAAAAUAGUAGACUACAUAAGAGGAAUAACGAAACAUAAAUGCGAUAUUUAUAUCCACAGAAUAGGGGCCAGGAAAUGUAGAGGGUAAUACACUGUAACCUUUUAAGUGGAAAGUUUGAUUGCAACUUAGGCACAUCCUCCCUUUCCACAUGAGCCUAUGUCCCAUGCACUCCUGACUUCCAUAAUUUAAUUACAUGAUCUCAACAAAUAAUCCCUUCAGAUUGCUUGCUGUUGGGGCGACAUCCUGCUUCAAUAAUUUUUUGGCAUUUUAUCAAAUAGGGUCAGUUAGGAUGCAGAUAGUUGUAAUUCUGGUAGAGGAUUUGAAGUAAGCAAUCAUGUAUUACUACUACGUUUUGGGGGUUGUCAAAACUUUCAGGGUAUGCAAAAUAAUUCCAUGUCUUGGCCCCUGUUCUUGAAAAUGAUCUAAUUAAUUAAUUCGUUUAUCCAGUCUUGAAUAUUUAAAAUUAUUUUGUGAUCACCUCUUGAUGAGGAUCUAGUGUUAUAGGUGUGUAAUGAAAUUGAUUAUUAGUGGUGGAUAAGUAAAUGUUUGUGACAUCUUGCCUAUAAGGAGGAGCACCUGAUUUGAAAUAAAGCAUGAUAAGAGGAAGAAAUUAUAUUAGAGAACUAAAAAAUUAAUACUAUAUGGGAUUAUGUGAGCUGCCAAAUGGCUUGAGUACAAUCAAAUGAAAGGCAAGUUUUUCCUAGACAAAUAUUUGGUUGACAUGAGUUUUAGCUGCUUAGCCCAAGGCAACUAUACCUUAUGCAUGGUUCAAUUUGACCUGUUACCAUGCCCCCCGGGCAUGCCCCUGGGGAUUUGCAGUUUUUUUCUUCCCUGGUGGUUUAUUCCCCGCCCUUGGGCAUGCAGAAGGUAGUCAAUUUCCCACCCCGGAACUUCUGAUCGACCUAAUUUAAGUUCUUUUUGGGUACAUCUUCUUCAGAGCGAAAAAGAUUACGGCAGUACAACAGAAAAACGAAAUGUUUUCAGAACAUUUAGAAACGUUUUGUAGACUAGAGUUUAUUGAGAGAAGGAUAAUACGUGUAUUGUUGUUGGAAACGAAAAGGAAGAAAAAACUCUUCAGCGCCUCCCUGAUAGAACACUUCAAAAGAACACUGGACUGAAUUUUUCUUUAUAUAUAUGAAUUAAAAGCCUUAUAUCCAUACAGUCUAGUUAAGUUGUCAUAUUAUUAAACUAGGCUGAAGAAAUAUUUCUUUGUUUAUUUUGCGGUGAAAAAAAAAACCAUUCGAAUACGCACCAUAUUGGCAAUUCAUUCGAAAUUUUAAAACGUAUCUUCAAAUACAGACUUUUCUUUUGGCAGGUUAUUCCUCUCCAACCACUCUCCGACAAAUUCCUGCAUUUUCCCUUGAAAAUACGUUGUCUUGAGUUCUGCAGCUUCGUGUACACUGCGCAAGAAAUAACAUGAACUUCGCAAAAUGAAAGAGAAAUUUAUUAUUGAUUUGCCCCACCUCCUAUCCCUGGGACAAUUUUCGCGCGUUUUGAUUGGCUCCCGUAACUCGGAAUAUCCUUGGCUAUUCACUGUUUUGCGACCGGAGCCAAGAUAGCGUCUCGUUUCGAAACAUUUAUUUGAGCGAUAAAUGAACCAGUCGUACAAGCAAAUAGCAAGAAAGCGACGAACUUUGGCUUGUGGGUGUUUACUGGUAGGUAGAAAAUUAUUUUCUUGCAGAAUUUGCAACAAAAUCAUAAAAAAUGAUCCCAGGAACACUGUCAAUUGAAACGUAAACUAGGUGACGUCUUUAUUUACAAAAAGAUACUUUUUUAUUUUUAUCCAACUGAUUUGGUAAAUACUAAAAGAUAGAUAUAUACCUCGACGCUUUGCGUCCCUGUCUAUAUCACCACUAUUCACCUCCCAUUUGGGGGAUAGUUGUAUACUAUUCGCCUCCCCCUCGGGGGAUAGUUGUGUAUUAUCGCCAUAAUAUACAACAUCAUCGCAGUCAGGAAAGAAGAAAGGGAGAUCUAAAUAGACUAUACUAGAUUCUAACUUGAUGUUAUCGUAAUAAUAUCCAAUAUCAUCGCAGUCAGGAAAGAGGAAGGGAAGAUCUAAAUAGACUCUAGUAGAUUCUAACGUGAUAUUAUCGCGAUAAUGUCCAAUAUCAUCGCAAUCAGGAAAGAGGAGGAUGGGAUUUAAGUAGCCUCUAGUAUAAGAUAUAUAGAUACAUUAUAUAUUAUAGAUAUAGGUAUAUAGAUAAUAUAUAUAAGUAUAAGUAUCAGAUAAUAUCCGAUACAUGAUAUCCUUUCGAUAUCGCACCUAACUCGAAAUUUGCUAAAUUCAUGGGUGAACUCUAUUCAGCUUUCGAAAAACUAGGGCCUUGAAGGUAUGAUUAAUUUUUAGGCACAACCCUGCCACUCCAAUCUGUAUUUAAAAUAUUCUAAUAUUGCAAUUCCAUGGACUCUGACUUCAGAAAGGUGCAUUUUGUUUUGAGGCAGCUCUAAUAGGUUUUUAGCAAUGUUAGAAGCUAACUAAGAGAGAUUUUUCUUUGAUGAGCAUUUGUUAGUGGUUUCUUUGGUCCAUUUUUAGACUUCAAAUGACAGCAGAAUGAGCAGCGCUGGGAAUGGCAUUGCUCAAGUUUCAAGCACCAACAAGCCAGGUUAG